AUGUUGAUUCUUUUAGCUUUGGUUGGCUUUCUUUCUUUGGGCUUGAGUGCGAGUUUGAAUUCGCAUCGCCGAGACGUCAAUGAUAUCGAUAAUACCGCUUCCGACCAACAAUUACAGCAAGACGAUGCUGUCGUCAGCUUCCCGCCGCCGCGCCAGACUAAUCAACAUACCCAUGAUCCGACCAUUCUCCGUGUGGGUGAUACCUUCUACCUAUACAAUGUCGGCCAGCAUAUCUUCAUUCAUACCGCCCCAAGCAUGGACGGUCCAUGGAAGCAUGUCGGCAGCGUGCUGGACGGAAAUAGUGUGAUUGGAAAGGGUGAUCGUGCUGCUCCGUGGGCACCUACCGUCAUUGCUGUAGAUGGCGUAUACUAUUGUUACUACAGUGUCAGUCGAGCCGGAUGUCGUGAUAGUGCCGUUGGAGUUGCAACCUCCAGCACACCUGGACCCGGCAAUUGGCAUGAUCACGGUAUCAUCGUCCAGACAGGAACAGGCAACGGAUCCGAAGUGGCUCCAUACACAGAUUCCAACGCCAUUGACCCCGCCACCAUGGUCACACCCGAUGGACAAGCCUACCUCACCUUCGGUAGCUACUGGAAGGGAAUCUAUCAGAUCCCACUUGCCAGUGACCUGAUUUCUCCCAUGAGCACGACUGAGCCCGAUUCUCGACAUCUCGCCUACGAACCCAAUGCCAUCAGUACUCCGAACCGGAAAGCAACCACUCUCUGCGGCGACCCCACCGGGCCCCAUGCUAUAGAAGGUGCUUACACGUCAUACCAUGAUGGCUUCUACUAUCUAUGGUUCAGUCACGGCAACUGCUGCAAUCUUGAUAUAAAGAAUCUGCCACCAGCUGGAAAAGAAUACAGCAUUCGCGUCGGUCGGUCCACGUCAGUCCGCGGACCCUUCAUCGACAAAGCCGGCAAAGACCUCGUCGAUGGCGGCGGCACCAUUGUCUACGGCUCUAAUGACGAAACCUAUGCCCCCGGCGGCCAAGGCGUGAUCCGCGUCGGCGAGACCGACAUGCUCUACUACCAUUAUCAAAACAAAACAAUCGGAGUCGCAUUCGCAGAUGCCUUCCUUGGAUUUAAUCCACUGAAGUACGUCAACGGAUGGCCCGUUGCUCAAGCUUGA
Messenger RNA from Penicillium cosmopolitanum, 1128 nucleotides. RefSeq names its product putative endo-arabinanase. Bases 1 to 1128 code for a protein of 375 amino acids. The record is from RefSeq and is a predicted model, not a curated record. Gene Ontology annotation, molecular function: arabinan endo-1,5-alpha-L-arabinosidase activity. Gene Ontology annotation, biological process: carbohydrate metabolic process. Lineage: Eukaryota; Fungi; Ascomycota; Eurotiomycetes; Eurotiales; Aspergillaceae. The transcript is spliced from 4 exons.